AUGAUCAGCACUCAAUCUCAAUCCCCAUAUUGUUACAACGAUAAAGGCAACUACACCACCAACAGUACCUACAAGACAAACCUCAACACCCUUCUCUCUUCUCUUUCUUCCCCCUCCAACAACGGCAAUGGCUACGGCUUCUACAACUUAUCCUAUGGGGAAAACCCCGACCAGGUUUACGCAAUCGGGCUAUGUCGAGGGGAUGUCACGGUGGACUUUUGCCGUGGCUGCCUCAGCAACGCCACACAACAGAUCACACAGGGCUGUCCCAAUCAAAAGGAAGCUUUCGGCGUAAUUGAACAGUGCACGCUUCGCUACUCCAACCGCUCCAUCUACGGAGCCAUGGAAACUUUCCCUCCUCUCAUGUGGUAUAACGCACAGAACGUGCCCUCCGACGUCGACGGGUUUUCUCAAGAACUGAAUACGCUACUGGAGGACCUAAGGGGUCAAGCUGCAGGAAACGGUUCACUUCGAAAAUUUGCGGUAGGGACCGCAACCUUUCCCAACUUCCAAAAUGUCUAUGGACUUGCGCAGUGUACGCCAGAUUUGACCGAGCAGGUCUGCAGUGAUUGCUUGGGCAGUUCUUUGGCAGAUAUUCCAAAAUUUUUUGAGGGGAAGCAAGGUGCUCUAAUUAGUAAACCCAGCUGUAAUGUUAGGUAUGAGACCUAUCGCUUCGUUAACACUACAACUAUCCGACCAUUGCCGUCUUCUCCGUCGCCACUGUCUAGUCCUCCUCCACCGCCACUGUCUAGUCCUCCUCCCCCGUCAACCAGUACAGGAGGAUCGAAGAGUGACAAAUCUCGAACUGUCAUCAUUAUCGUUGUGCCAAUUGUUGUUUCUGUGGUACUAAUAGUUAUGUUCUUCUGCAUUUGUUUAAGAGUAAGGAGGACAAAGAAAAAACUUGAAACUGGGAAGUUAAUUCCAGGCAACGACGAUACAGAUGAAAUUGGAUCUGCAGAAUCCUUGCAAUUUGACUUGGCCACCAUUAGAGUUUCCACAAAUGACUUUUCUGAAGCAAAUAAACUUGGACAGGGCGGAUUUGGAUCUGUUUACAGGGGUAGGCUUCUCAAUGGAAAUGAUAUAGCUGUAAAAAGGCUCUCUACAAAUUCUGGGCAAGGAGAUUUAGAAUUCAAAAAUGAGGUCUUGUUAGCGGCUAAACUUCAACACCGGAAUUUAGUUAGACUCUUAGGUUUCUGCUUAGAAGGAAGUGAAAGGCUUCUUGUCUAUGAAUUUGUCCCUAAUGCAAGUCUCGAUCACAUCAUAUUUGACCCAACAAAGCGUGCACAACUAGAUUGGGUGAGGCGCUACAAAAUCAUAGUAGGCACUGCUCGAGGCCUCCUUUACCUCCACGAAGACUCUCGCCUUAAAAUUAUUCAUCGUGAUCUCAAAGCUAGUAACAUCUUGAUAGAUGCAAAAAUGAACCCCAAAAUUUCAGAUUUUGGCAUGGCAAGGUUGUUUGUGCCUGAUCAAACGCAAGGCAAUACUAGUCGGAUUGUUGGGACCUUUGGGUAUAUGGCUCCAGAGUAUGCAAUGCGUGGGCACUUUUCUGUUAAGUCCGAUGUCUACAGUUUUGGUGUGUUAGUUCUAGAGAUAGCCUGGAGAAGUUGGAGGGAAGGGACAGCUUCAAAUCUAAUAGAUCCCACAUUGACGACUGGUUCAAGAAAUGAAAUAAUGAGAUGCAUCCACAUUGGAUUAUUAUGUGUGCAAGAAAAUGUAGCUGAUAGGCCAACCAUGGCUUCUGUUAUUCUCAUGAUGAAUAGCUACUACUUCACUCUCCCAGUGCCCUCCGAACCUGCAUUUUAUUUGCAUAGAAGCAUUGGAUUGGAGAUGUCGUUACGAUCUGAAUAUAAUUCAGGGGCAACAAGAAUAACAUUGCUGAUGAGCUUCCGUUCAACCAUUCCUUUAGCAGCUGUUUUGUUGCUGGUGUUGCCUGAUGAGUCAUCAUGGCUGAGGCAUGGGCUGGUCUUGUUCAUUGUGGGAUGCUUCACUUCCUGGAACAGUCCAGCAGCUAACAAGUACAUAUCCUUGAUCUACUAUGUCCUUUUUUUCAUUGUUAGUAUCUAA
Messenger RNA from Prunus armeniaca (apricot), 2064 nucleotides. NCBI's taxonomy places the organism in Eukaryota, Viridiplantae, Streptophyta, Magnoliopsida, Rosales, Rosaceae. The record is from the annotation of a GenBank genome assembly.